This is a messenger RNA of Labrus mixtus (cuckoo wrasse), 1356 nucleotides long. It is a transcript of the gene agmat, whose product is annotated as agmatine ureohydrolase (agmatinase). NCBI's taxonomy places the organism in Eukaryota, Metazoa, Chordata, Actinopteri, Labriformes, Labridae. Gene Ontology annotation, molecular function: agmatinase activity; metal ion binding. The record is from RefSeq and is a predicted model, not a curated record. Bases 76 to 1182 code for a protein of 368 amino acids. The transcript is spliced from 7 exons.
CACUUGAAGUAACAGUACAGAACCAUAUGGUCACCAAACAGCAACUCCAUAUCAAACUUAUGACUGUCCGCAAAUAUGUUUGCGUUCUUGAGGAACCUUAAUAUAACUCGCACUGUCAUUUCUCCGUCUUACAGUGGGACAAAGGUGGACUUCUUCUCUGUGAGGACACGACAAAGUUUGACUCUGUGCAGCGAAGGACAGAGUGUGUGCAGAAGUCCAAACCGACAGUGUUCAGGGAGCCGCUACAAUGUGCCUCCGAGCGCCGAGUUUGUUGCGAGGGUGUCGGGGAUCGCCACCAUGGCGAAGUUACCCUUUCAGGAGACAGCAGAGGGGCUUGAUGCGGCGUUCAUAGGAGUCCCGAUUGACACCGGGACCUCCAACAGACCCGGAGCCAGGUUUGGUCCCAGACAGAUCAGAGUGGAGUCUGCCCUGCUGAGAGCGUACAACAGCGGCACCAGGGCAGCGCCGUACGAGUCUCUCAUGGUGGCUGACAUCGGGGACGUCAAUGUGAAUGUUUACGACCUGAAGGACACCUGCAGACGCAUCAGGGAGGCCUACAGGAAGAUCCUGGCUACUGGAUGUAUUCCUCUGACCAUGGGCGGCGAUCACACAAUUGCAUAUCCGAUCCUGCAGGCUGUUGCUGAGAAGCACGGCCCAGUGGGUCUGAUCCAUGUGGACGCUCACGCGGACACCAGUGAUGUGGUCUUGGGGGAGAAGAUUGGACACGGGACUCCAUUCAGACGCUGUGUGGAGGAGGGACUGCUGGACUGUAAGAGAGUGGUCCAGAUCGGCCUGCGGGGGUCAGGCUACUCUCCUGAUUCAUACGAAUGGAGCCGAGCACAGGGUUUCCGUGUGGUACAAGUGGAGGAGUGCUGGUUCAAAUCUCUGGCUCCUCUGAUGGCUGAGGUCAGGGCUCAGAUGGGCAGCGGUCCAGUUUAUCUCAGUUUUGACAUCGACGCUCUUGACCCUGGAUUUGCCCCGGGAACUGGCACACCGGAGAUAGCAGGCCUCACUCCCAUACAGGGGGUUGAGAUUAUUCGAGGCUGCCGUGGUAUAAACCUUGUCGGAUGUGAUCUCGUGGAGGUGUCUCCACCCUAUGACACCACAGGGAACACUGCACUGACUGGCGCCAAUCUCCUUUUCGAGAUGUUGUGCGUCCUCCCAAAGAUAAAAUAUUACUGAUCGGACCAGACAGAACUGAACUGGAAGCUUUUUAACAACGUAAGCAAAGAAAUCCACGCCCCGCCGAGAAGGCCGUCCUGAAGAAUACGCCAUUAUUGAUUCAGUAACAUCAAUCGACACAAAUGUUUACAACCAUCAUAAGGAUAAAUCCACUAUUAAAGACCAAGUCAAACA